This is a messenger RNA of Cyprinodon variegatus (sheepshead minnow), 1004 nucleotides long. Its product is annotated as C-reactive protein-like. The coding region runs from base 144 to 818 and encodes 224 amino acids. The record is from RefSeq and is a predicted model, not a curated record. The transcript has 5 exons. Lineage: Eukaryota; Metazoa; Chordata; Actinopteri; Cyprinodontiformes; Cyprinodontidae.
ACAUGGGUCGAAGAGCAUUGCCUUAGACAAAAGAAGAACUGGUUUAAGGAAGUUCACACUGAAACACUUGGGUGGGGAGUAGAAACACGAACUCUGUUCCUUAGUCGCUUGGUUACACACAAAAUCUUCACACAGAUUUCAAGAUGAAAGCACUGCUUCUACUUGUGAUGAUGACAACUUGUGCUGCCAUAACACAAGAUCUUUCUGGGAAGAUGUUUACCUUCCCACUUGAAAGCAACAGAGCUCGUGUGAUAUUUAAUACAACAAAAACAGAUUUUAAUGCCGUAACUGUUUGCCACAGAUCCUUUACAGACCUCAAAAGAGACCACAUCCUAUUCUCUUUAGCCACACCCACUCAUUCCAAUGACUUCCUGAUUUUCUGGGAUAACACCAAUAAAGAAAUGGAGCCACACAUCAAGAACAAAAAAGCAGAAUUCGGAGGGCGUGACUACAAGCCAAACAUGUGGCACUCUGUCUGCACCACAUGGGAAGCUUCAUCUGGCCUGGUGCAGCUAUGGUUUGAUGGACAGCCCUCCGUUAGGAAAUUUACAAGCUCGGGAUUUAACAUCAGGGGACCUGUCAUAAUUAUGAUAGGCCAGGAGCAGGACAGUCAUGGUGGUGGUUUUGACAGCAAGCAGUCUUUCGUUGGCAUGAUGUCUGAUGUCUACAUGUGGGACUACGUCCUCUCUUCCUGUGAGAUCCAGAAUUAUGUGGAUGAUCGAAACUUCACACCGGGAAAUGUGCUGAACUGGAGGGCACUGGAUUAUCAGAUUAUUGACAAAGUGUUCCUAGAAAAUAAAAUAACUGUUUGUUACUAGCUUGUUAAAACAAACAUAUCAACAAAAAUACAAUUAAUAUUCAGUCACUAAUAUUAAUCUAUAAUGUUUUGAUUAUUUCUUUUUGAUUGCUUUGAGUUCAAACUGAACUUUCUAUUUUGCCAAAUAACAGUCAAUAAAAAAGUAACACACUUAAAAUUAUUUGCAUAAGGAAAAAAUUUAAUUUCU